AUGAAAGGUAUAAGAUUGAUUGAUAAAGAUGGGGACAUUUUUUUUAAUUUAGCUCCCAAGCUUGAAACGUUUGAUCUCAGAGAGGAGGGUUUCUCAAUUUACCAUUUGGAGAAUGCAAACUAUCUCUUCAAAGCCAAGAUUUAUCUUCCUGAACAUUAUGCAAGUGCAUUAGCACCGUGCUUUGUUGAGCGUGCAAGAAGGCUUCUGGCGGGGAUUCACAAUGUUAAGCAUCUAACCCUUUCAAUUCAUCUUUUGGAGCCUGGCCUUCUGCCCGCUUUUGAUUAUUUGAACCACCUGAAGCUGGAUCUUUAUGAAUGCAAUCACUGGAAUUUGCUAACAGAGUUGCUCAAGAGAUCACCAAAGCUGGAAUAUCUUGUCAUACAACUUUAUGACGGUUUAAUCUGCGACGAAGAUUAUGGACACCUGGAGCACGGAUGGAAUCCACCAGCUUUUGUGCCUGUCUGCUUGUCAUUGCACCUCAAGACCAUCUCAAUAUUGCGAUUCGAGGGAAGGGAGGAUGAGAUGGAAGCGGCAAAGUAUUUGCUGAAACAUGGCAAAGUUUUGAAUAGGAUGAAUAUUCUUACCAAUUACUUUCAGCCGAAAAAAAAAGAGUUAUAUAGGGAAUUUUGUUGGUUUGAAAGGGGUUCGAAGGCAUGCCAAGUGGAAUUUGAGCAUGAUGAGUUUUAGGGAUUUUAUUCUCUGUUUUAGAAAGGUUCUUUUGGCAAAGAAAACUAAAGCAAACUAUGUAGUUCUUCUUAAGAUGGUACUGAAUAAUCUAUUUGCAUUUUAGUUUCAA
Malus domestica (apple) is the source of this 796-nucleotide messenger RNA. Lineage: Eukaryota; Viridiplantae; Streptophyta; Magnoliopsida; Rosales; Rosaceae. The record is from RefSeq and is a predicted model, not a curated record.